AUGGGUGCUCUCCUUUCGCUGCCGUUCCUCGGUGGCGGUCUGGCCUCGGUGUCCGCCUCGUGCCUGGCCGGUUUGGCCUUCUGCUGCACCAGUACCGCCGCCUCGGCCUUCUUCAAGUCGUGCAACUGCCAGUCCUCGAUUGCGACCAGGGUCGGCUUUGCCAUCAUCUUUUGUCUGGAUGCCUUGCUCGCAUGGCUCAGCCUGACGGGCUUCGUCAUGCACAAGAUCGAGGAGUGGAGCUACAACUAUGUCAAGAUGGACUGCAAGGACAAGGACCGCUGCUAUGGUGUCCUGGCUGUCCAUCGCAUCACGUUUGCCCUGGCCCUUUUCCACCUGAUCCUUGGCACCUUGUUGAUCGGCGUUAAAGACACGCGCACGAAGCGAGCCGCCAUCCAGAAUGGAUGGUGGGGUCCCAAGGUGCUGCUGUGGCUGCUCCUCACCCUCCUCAUGUUCUUCGUCCCGAACGGCUUCUUCAUCGUAUGGGCCAACUACUUCGCCCUGAUUCUUGCCUGCAUCUUCAUCGUCGUCGGCCUCGUCCUCCUCGUCGACUUCGCUCAUACGUGGUCCGAAACCUGCCUCGACAAGUGGGAGGCCACCGACUCCAACUUUUGGAAGUUCACCCUCAUCGGCAGUACGCUCGGCAUGUACGCCGCCACCAUUGCUCUUACUGGCGUGCUUUAUGGCUUCUUUGCCUCGAGCGGAUGCAGCCUCAAUCAGUCCUUCAUCAGCAUCAACUUGGUCCUCUGCAUCGUCCUCACCGGCCUAUCCGUCAGCCCAAUGGUGCAGGAGGCCAACCCUCGCAGCGGUCUGGCCCAGAGCAGCAUGGUCGCGGCUUAUUGCACCUACCUCAUCGCUUCCGCCGUCAUGAACCGCGACAACAUCGAGUGCAACCCGAUCACGCGAGGUCGGGGUGGAAACGCCAAGACCACGACAGUCGUGAUUGGUGCUGUCUUCACGUUCUUGGCGAUCGCCUAUUCGACCUCGAGGGCUGCCACACAGUCCAAAGCCCUCGUCGGCAAGAGGCGCGCGGCAAUCAACGAAAACAUGCCGCCAUCCGGCUACGGGCCACUGGCCACUCGCGACUCGAUGGAUGCAUCCAGCAGCGGCGGCGGAGGCGUCGUCACUGACCAGCCCGGCAAGAAGGACUCGCUCCGGAUCCAAGCCCUGAUGGCGGCCGUCGAAGCAGGUGCGAUCCCCGCUUCAGCGCUCGACGAGGACAUGGACGACGACUCAGACGCUGGAGACGGAUUCGGCGGUGACGAAGCCGACGACGAGCGUCAGGGAACGCGGUACAACUAUGCCUUCUUCCACUUCGUCUUUGCGAUCGCAGCAUGUUACACUGCUAUGCUGCUGACAGACUGGCGCUUUGUUCGGCUGGGUGGACCGUCGCCGGACCCCUCGGAAGAUGGCGCGCCAAUUGCCUACAUCGGACGCAGCUCGACCGCCAUGUGGAUGCGAGUCGUCAGCAGCUGGCUCUGCAUUGUCAUCUAUAUCUGGAGCCUGGUCGCGCCUGUACUCCUACCAGACCGCUUCGGCUCCGACUGA
Messenger RNA from Pseudozyma flocculosa PF-1, 1545 nucleotides. RefSeq lists its product as uncharacterized. Gene Ontology annotation, cellular component: membrane. The record is from RefSeq and is a predicted model, not a curated record. NCBI's taxonomy places the organism in Eukaryota, Fungi, Basidiomycota, Ustilaginomycetes, Ustilaginales, Ustilaginaceae. The transcript is spliced from 5 exons. Bases 1 to 1545 code for a protein of 514 amino acids.